GAGUUCCUAAACGCAGAGAUGGGUCUUAAUCUACGCGUAAUGGAUAGUGUUCGUAUGAAGUUGACUAUUAAUGAGAUUGACGAUUUACUGCACAGUUUUCGUAAACUUGAUCAUGAUACUAAAGGUUAUAUUUCAUUGAAUGAUUUACGCAAAUUUUGUACUGAAUCUGGUGAGCAAAUCAGUGAAGAGAUACUCCAGUCCACUUUGAAUACAAUGGAUCUUAAUAAAAAUGGACAAGUUGAUAUGGCAGAAUUUUUACAUGUGCUUCGUAGUCAACUUACUCGUCAAUCGAGACCAUCCACUGUACAUAAACAAUCUUUGUGACCAUCGACUUCAUGAGUGCAGUAAAAUCUGGUGUUGUUGUGAAUUCACCAUUCAAGAAAGUACUCAAUCGUACACGAAUUCCUGUUUACAGAAGUGGUGGUGGCGUGUAGAAGGAAAAAACAGACAAAAAAACAAAUAAACAAACAAACACAAAAAACGAAUUAUUCCCUCUUCUACACUCUUGUUUUGUUUUUCUGGUUUCCUUCGAAGAAGAUAAAUCCCCUCCUGCCCCUCUUAUUGAUGUAUUUUCAUUUAUUUUGAUUUCUUUUUGUUUAUUGACCAACCUUCAUUGAGUGUAUUCCAGUAUGUGUGGGUGUGUGCAACUGUGCUGUCUUCAUAUUAACGAAGGUGACGUAAGAAAGUACUUUUGUUCUUUAACUAAUGAUUAUUAUUUGCAUGUGUUACCAGGUAGAUUACUAGACAGAUUAUUAUUACUGUUGAACACUUUAUUUGCAUCAUUUUUGUGUUCAUUUCGACGGAUUUAUUAUGCUUAAUUGUCUGCAAAUGAUAGCAAACGGUGUAGGUUUGCGUUUAUGCGUGACUUUUGUAAUGAAGGAUGAAAUCAACACCCACACGCACGAACACAUCAUACUCCCCUCACAUAUUUUACUUCUACCAACUAGUUAUAUUCUCAUUGGCUAAUAGAAUUGUAAUUUCCCAUUUCUAUGCUUUUUUAUAUCAUCAUGGACUACCUUAUCUUUUUAUUUACUUUAUCUCAUACUAGCGGUAAUAGUAGUGUAGUAAUCGUCACUUUCAUCGUUUCAGCUGCUUGUUGUUGUUACUGUUGAAGUGUAUUGCUCACUGCUCCUUUUGUGUAGGUACGCCACCAAAUCAAUAGUACUUCUACGACAAACAUGUUGACUAAGGAAAAAGUCUUUUUUUUUAGAAAUUUUGUUUUACUCCUUUUAUGAAAUAUUACUAUCAUUAUUAUUAUUUUCUUCAUUUUAAGUACUAUUUUGUUUUUGAAGAAAAGAUACCAUUGGUAACUUUCUUCUAGUUGUGUAUAUAUAAUAUAUACAUGUGAGUCUAUAUAUAUACAUAUAUAUGUAUAUAUAUACUCAUUAUAGAAUUAAUAAAUUUCGAUAACUUUCCCGCAUAUUAAUU
Messenger RNA from Trichobilharzia szidati, 1428 nucleotides. NCBI's taxonomy places the organism in Eukaryota, Metazoa, Platyhelminthes, Trematoda, Strigeidida, Schistosomatidae. The record is from the annotation of a GenBank genome assembly.